Messenger RNA from Eubalaena glacialis (North Atlantic right whale), 974 nucleotides. RefSeq names its product small ribosomal subunit protein mS38-like. The record is from RefSeq and is a predicted model, not a curated record. NCBI's taxonomy places the organism in Eukaryota, Metazoa, Chordata, Mammalia, Artiodactyla, Balaenidae. Gene Ontology annotation, cellular component: mitochondrion. Gene Ontology annotation, biological process: mRNA processing.
CGGGGCCUAAGACCCGAGCGUCGACACCACCCGCGCGGUGAGCACCUCGGGCUCUGCUGAGUGCCUGGGGCCGCCGCCAAGCACAGACCAUGUUCAUGGUGCGCCUGACUUCCCAGCUGCUCAGGGCUGUUCCCCGGGCAGGCUGCAGUGGGCCUUGGCCUGUCUGUCGGGUGCUGGGCAGGUAUGCCUGCAGGCCUCACCACAGCAUACAACCAAUAGGCCCAAGUGGGGUUGCCUCCCUCCCUGACAGGCGGGUCCACAUGGAGCUUGAGGAGAUGCUGGUCCCCAGGAAGAUGUCUAUCAGCCCCAUGGAGAGCUGGCUGACCGUUCGCUACCUCCUGCCCAGACUGGACUCUGGGGCCCCAGGGACUGUGUCUCCAGCCCAAGUCUAUGAGUGUCCUCAGGGGGAAGGGGUCAAGCAGGGGGGUAAGGAGAUCUGGGACGCACCCCAGAUACAGUGCAAAAACGUGCUCAAGAUCCACCGGCGGAAGAUGAAUCAUCACAAGUACCGCAAGCUGGUCAAGAGGACCCGGUUCCUGCGGCGGAAAGUCAGGGAGGGACGCCUGAAACGGAAGCAGAUGAGGUUCGAGAGAGACCUGAGGCGCAUCUGGCGGAAGGCGUGCCUGAAGGAAGCCCCCGCAGGCUGGCAGACCCCCAAGAUCUACCUGAAGGGCAAAUCAGUCUUGUGUGUCUCUCCCCCAGCCCUGUUACUGCUGAUGACCCAUUAUGGGGGUGAAGGGUUUCAAGUUCUGAAUCUCGGAGAAAUUCAAGAGCUAACAGACACCGCACCAGAGGAAUUAACAAAAGAUGACUUGAUGAAGAUGAGUGCUUCCAAAACAGUGCCAGACGAUGAGGAAGAAGAUGUAGAAGAAGCUGUGUCAGAAAACAAACUGACAUUAGACAAUCAGGCAGCAGGGUUCCGAUUAUUUAAGACUGCUUUUGACUUCUUUUACAAGGACGCUUCUAUGAUAUAG